Pterocles gutturalis (yellow-throated sandgrouse) is the source of this 1491-nucleotide messenger RNA. It is a transcript of the gene ALKBH5, whose product is annotated as AlkB family member 5, RNA demethylase. Gene Ontology annotation, molecular function: oxidative RNA demethylase activity. The record is from RefSeq and is a predicted model, not a curated record. Lineage: Eukaryota; Metazoa; Chordata; Aves; Pterocliformes; Pteroclidae. Gene Ontology annotation, biological process: mRNA export from nucleus; mRNA processing. Gene Ontology annotation, cellular component: nucleus. The annotation marks the transcript as partial. The transcript has 4 exons.
CGUAAACGGCGGCACCAGGAGGAUUCCGGUUCGGAGCCCAGCGACUACGAGGAGCAGAAGGAGGAGGAAGAAGCUCGGAAAGUGAAAAGCGGCAUCCGGCAGCUUCGCCUCUUCAGCGCCGAGGAGUGCGCCAAGAUCGAAGCUCGCAUCGAGGAUGUGGUGUCCCGGGCGGAGAAGGGGCUCUACAAGGAGCACACGGUCGAUCGGGCGCCGCUGCGGAACAAAUAUUUUUUCGGGGAGGGCUACACCUACGGGUCUCAGCUGCAGAGACGAGGCCCCGGGCAGGAGCGCCUGUACCCACGGGGGGAGGUGGACGCCAUCCCCGAGUGGGUGCAUGACCUGGUGAUCAGGAAGCUGGUGGAGCACCGGGUGAUUCCCGAGGGUUUUGUGAACAGUGCCGUCAUCAACGACUACCAGCCGGGGGGCUGCAUUGUCUCCCACGUGGACCCCAUCCAUAUCUUUGAGAGGCCCAUCGUCUCCGUCUCCUUCUUCAGCGACUCGGCACUCUGCUUCGGGUGUAAAUUCCAGUUCAAGCCCAUCAGGGUCUCGGAGCCCGUUCUCUUCCUGCCGGUGAAGAGGGGAAGCGUCACGGUGCUCAGUGGGUAUGCAGCCGAUGAAAUUACACACUGUAUUCGACCACAGGACAUCAAGGAGAGAAGAGCUGUCAUCAUCCUUCGAAAAACAAGACUAGAUGCACCUCGAUUGGAAACAAAAUCGCUGAGUAGCUCUGUGUUGCCACCAGGUUAUAACUCUGACCGUCUGUCGGGAAACAACCGGGACCAGAUCCUGAAACCAAAGCGGUCCCAUCGCAAAGCGGAUCCUGAUGCUGCUCACAGGCCACGGAUUCUAGAAAUGGAUAAAGAGGAAAACAGGCGCUCAGUCCUCUUACCGAAACAUAGGAGACGGAGCAACUUCAGCUCCGAGAACUAUUGGCGAAGGUCUUACGAGUACACGGAGGACUGUGACGAGGAAGAGGAGGACAGCAGCCCAGCCAGGAAAGUUAAAAUGAGGCGACACUGAGGAUUGCACUUUCCAGGCUCGUGGAGCUGAUGAGAUUGGCCUCCAGUCUGUGAAAACUUUCUCCUCCCUCUGGCUAUCUUCCAUCUAGCUUCAGUUUUGGGUUUUCCUUUCAGACUGAAGAGUAAACAGGAAGGAUCUAGCGAUUUGUUUUUAUGAAUGGAGGAAUGCUGAGACAUACAUAAGGAUGGAACAUGUCCAGUGCACAUGGUGUCCUGAGUCAUGGGUCAAACGGGCAUCUCUCCCUUAAGAAGCAGAUAAAGUUAUGCCAGGCUGUCUGUUGGGAUUUCUUUUUGAAAACACCAAAAAGUUUAACUGUUUCGUUGCGCAAGAUUCAAGAAUUGUAUUUUUGUUCUUUUGCUUUAACUUUCUUCCUUUCCAAAUGUUCUAAAUAUGAUGUUUGGCCCCAGGAGACUAAACUCUCUGUGGUGGCCUCGUAUUCCUUUGCUUCACCAAAGGGCUCCUUGGUCUGCU